Molecule: messenger RNA, 6499 nt
Organism: Gopherus evgoodei (Goodes thornscrub tortoise)
Lineage: Eukaryota; Metazoa; Chordata; Testudines; Testudinidae
Gene: DIP2A
Product: disco interacting protein 2 homolog A
Exons: 38
Coding region: 6-4727 (1573 amino acids)
Cellular component (GO): cell surface
Source: RefSeq, a predicted model, not a curated record
CGGACAUGGCCGCGGAGCGCGGGGGCUGCUCCCUGGAGGCGGUGCCGGUGCCGCUGCCGCCCGAGGUGCGCGAGAGCCUGGCCGAGCUGGAGCUGGAGCUGUCGGAAGGAGACAUCACUCAAAAAGGAUAUGAAAAGAAAAGAGCGAAGCUACUUGCACGUUACAUACCACUAAUUCAAGGUGUAGAUCCAUCCCUGCAAGCAGAGAACAGAAUCCCAGGCUCUUCACAGGCUACAGCUGCUGUAUCUAAACAGCAAAAAUCACGUUCUACCAACUCCAGAGAUGAGCGCUUCCGAUCUGAUGUCCACACUGAAGCAGUACAAGCAGCUUUGGCUAAAUACAAAGAGAGGAAAAUGCCCAUGCCUUCAAAAAGACGCUCUGUUCUUGUACACUCUUCAGUAGAAACAUAUACUCCUCCAGACACAUCGUCUGCAUCAGAAGAUGAGGGCUCGUUACGUCGGCAAGGGCGGAUCCCCUCCACUCCGUUCCAGAGCCAUUCCAACGUAGAGCCCUGGCUUAACCGGGUUAUCCAGGGCUCCUCCACCUCAUCCUCUGCAUCCUCCACCUCAUCCCAUCCAGGAGGGAAACCUGCUGCUGCUUCCAAUACUGCUACUGCCACGGCUGCUGCCACUGUGCUUGCAGAUCUUAUGGCCCACGCUCAGCUAGAUAACCACUCCGCUCCGCCUGAUGUAACAACGGGUCUUGUAGAACACUUGCAUCAUGAGCGACCGCAAGUAGCAUCAGUACGAGGAAUUCCCAGGGGCUACAACAGCAGCAUACUAGAAACUGCAGAUGGUGUUCCAGUGAAUAGUAGAGUUUCCUCAAAAAUCCAACAACUUCUAAACACCUUGAAAAGACCAAAGCGCCCACCACUGAAAGAGUUCUUUGUUGAUGAUUUUGAAGAACUACUAGAAGUACAACAGCCUGACCCAAAUCAGCCAAAGCCAGAGGGAGGUGAGAUGACUGCACUUAAAGGCGAACCCUUAGGUGUGGUUACCAACUGGCCCCCGUCACUCCUGGCUGCUCUGCAGCGCUGGGGGACCACUCAGCCGAAAACCCCGUGUCUAACUGCAUUGGAUACAACCGGGAAAGCCGUCUAUACGCUUACCUAUGGCAAACUGUGGAGCCGGAGUUUGAAGUUAGCGUAUACACUUCUUAACAAACUAACCAGUAAGAAUGAACCACUACUCAAACCUGGACACAGGGUGGCUCUGGUGUUUCCUAACAGUGAUCCUGUGAUGUUUAUGGUGGCAUUUUAUGGGUGCCUCCUGGCAGACCUGGUUCCUGUGCCAAUAGAAGUACCACUCACAAGAAAGGAUGCUGGCAGCCAACAGAUUGGAUUUCUCUUGGGCAGUUGUGGAGUAACCUUAGCUUUGACAACAGAUGUUUGUCAAAAAGGCCUUCCGAAAGCUCAGACUGGAGAGGUAGUUACAUUCAAAGGUUGGCCUCGUCUUGUUUGGUUUGUGAUUGAUGGAAAACAUCUUGCAAAACCAGCCAAGGACUGGCAUCCACAAGUACGGGAUGCCAGUGCUGAUAUCGCUUAUAUUGAGUAUAAGACAAGUAAAGAGGGCAGCACAAUGGGCAUUACUAUAUCUCAUGCUUCCAUGCUGGCACACUGUCAUGCACUGACCCAGGCAUGUGGUUACUCAGAAGCUGAAACAUUAACAAAUGUGCUGGAUUUCAAAAGGGAUGCUGGUCUGUGGCAUGGCGUUUUAACAAGUGUAAUGAACAGAAUGCACGUUGUCAGUAUACCCUAUGCAUUAAUGAAGGUUAAUCCGCUUUCCUGGAUACAGAAAGUCUGCUCAUACAAAGCCUGUGUAGCUGUAGUAAAAUCACGUGAUAUGCACUGGUCGCUUUUGGCUCAGCGGGAUCAAAGAGAUGUCAACCUCAGCUCUUUACGAAUGCUGAUAGUGGCAGAUGGAGCUAAUCCAUGGUCAAUAUCUUCCUGUGAUGCAUUCCUCAACGUAUUUCAGUCCAGAGGUUUGAGACCAGAAGUUAUCUGUCCCUGUGCCAGUUCUUCAGAGGCAUUAACUGUUGCUAUUCGCAGACCUCCAGAUUUGGGUGGGCCACCCCCUGGGAAAGCAGUGCUGUCUAUGAAUUGUUUGAGUUACAAUGUGAUUAGAGUGGAUACAGAAGAAAAACUGUCAGUACUCACUGUACAGGAUGUUGGUCAGGUUAUGCCUGGAGCCAAUGUGUGUGUUGUGAAGGCGGAUGGAACUCCUUAUCUAUGUAAAACCGAUGAAGUUGGUGAAAUAUGUGUGAAUUCUGGUGCAACUGGGACAGCAUACUAUGGUCUCCUUGGAAUCACCAAGAAUGUGUUUGAGACCAUACCAGUGACAGCAGCAGGGGUGCCUGUUUCAGAUCAACCCUUCACAAGGACAGGAUUGCUUGGCUUUAUUGGACCCGACAGUUUGGUGUUCGUGGUGGGAAAACUGGAUGGCCUGAUGGUGGUGAACAUUCGCAAACACAACGCUGAUGAUGUAGUGGCCACAGCACUGGCAGUAGAACCAAUGAAGUUUGUCUACAGAGGAAGGAUAGCAGUGUUUUCUGUGACCGUUUUGCAUGAUGAUCGAAUAGUGCUUGUGGCAGAGCAGCGCCCUGAUGCAUCAGAGGAGGAUAGUUUUCAGUGGAUGAGCAGGGUUCUACAGGCAAUUGACAGCAUUCACCAAGUGGGUGUGUAUUGUCUUGCUUUGGUUCCUGCGAACACCUUACCAAAGGCGCCACUUGGAGGAAUUCAUAUUUCAGAAACGAAACAGCGCUUUCUAGAGGGUGCUCUGCACCCUUGCAAUGUUUUGAUGUGUCCUCAUACCUGUGUUACCAACUUGCCUAAACCUCGACAAAAACAGCCAGAUGUUGGUCCUGCUUCUAUGAUAGUGGGCAACCUUGUUGCUGGAAAAAGAAUUGCACAAGCUUCAGGGAGAGAUGUUACCCAGCUGGAGGAUAAUGACCAGGCAAGAAAGUUCCUGUACUUAGCGGAUGUUCUUCAGUGGCGAGCCCAGACAACCCCGGAUCACCCUCUCUUUCUGUUGCUGAAUUCCAAGGGCACAGUAGCUAGCACUGCAUCAUGUAUACAACUGCACAAGAAAGCAGAGAGGGUGGCAGCUGCACUGAUGGAGAAGGGACGACUGAAUGUUGGAGACCAUGUCGCUCUGGUUUAUCCUCCAGGAGUAGACCUAAUAGCAACUUUCUAUGGCUGUUUAUAUGCGGGCUGUAUACCCAUAACAGUUCGACCCCCUCACCCACAAAAUCUUGCUACUACUCUGCCCACUGUCAAGAUGAUUGUAGAGGUCAGUAAGUCUGCAUGUAUCCUUACAACACAAGGAAUAAUGAAACUGCUGAAGUCCAAGGAAGCUGCCACAGCUGUAGAUAUUAAAACAUGGCCCACCAUUUUGGAUACAGAUGAUAUACCUAAAAAGAAGGUGGCUAAUAUUUUUAGACCUCCAUCCCCGGAUAUGUUGGCCUAUUUGGACUUCAGUGUGUCUACAACUGGCAUAUUAGCAGGAGUAAAGAUGUCACAUGCAGCUACAAGUGCCUUAUGUCGCUCUGUAAAGCUACAGUGUGAACUGUACCCUUCACGACAGAUUGCCAUCUGCCUUGACCCUUAUUGUGGCCUCGGGUUUGCACUGUGGUGCCUCUGCAGUGUGUAUUCAGGACACCAGUCUAUUUUGGUCCCUCCUCUUGAACUGGAGAGCAAUGUGUCUUUGUGGCUGUCUGCUGUCAGUCAGUACAAAGUGCGGGUCACCUUCUGUUCUUACUCCGUCAUGGAGAUGUGCACCAAAGGCCUGGGAACACAGACUGAUGUUCUUCGGAUGAAGGGAGUUAACCUGUCCUGUGUACGAACAUGUAUGGUGGUGGCAGAGGAGAGACCAAGGAUUGCACUAACACAGUCCUUCUCUAAAUUAUUCAAAGACCUGGGCCUCUCUGCACGUUCAGUGAGCACCACAUUUGGCUGCAGGGUCAACGUAGCUAUUUGCUUGCAGGGGACUGCAGGACCAGAUCCAACAACAGUCUACGUAGACAUGAGAGCGCUUCGACACGACAGGGUACGUUUGGUGGAGCGGGGUUCUCCCCACAGCUUGCCGUUGAUGGAGUCUGGAAAGAUUCUGCCUGGCGUAAAGGUUAUUAUAGCUCACACUGAAACCAAGGGACCUCUCGGAGAUUCACAUUUGGGAGAGAUUUGGGUGAGUAGUCCACACAAUGCUACUGGUUAUUACACAGUCUACGGAGAAGAGGCACUGCACGCUGACCACUUUAGCGCUCGGCUGAGUUUUGGAGACACACAGACGGUAUGGGCACGGACUGGGUACCUGGGCUUCCUGCGCAGAACAGAACUUACUGAUGCCAGUGGAGAGAGGCAUGAUGCCCUGUAUGUGGUAGGCUCCUUGGAUGAAACACUGGAGCUGAGAGGAAUGAGGUAUCAUCCCAUUGAUAUUGAGACCUCUGUGAUCAGAGCGCACAAAAGUAUUGCCGAAUGCGCUGUGUUUACAUGGACCAACUUGCUGGUGGUGGUUGUGGAAUUAGAAGGCUCUGAGCAGGAAGCAUUGGACUUGGUGGCCCUGGUAACAAAUGUGGUUCUGGAAGAACAUUAUCUCAUAGUUGGUGUUGUUGUCAUUGUGGACCCGGGAGUUAUUCCCAUCAAUUCUCGUGGUGAAAAGCAGCGAAUGCACUUGAGAGAUGGAUUUUUAGCUGACCAAUUGGAUCCUAUUUAUGUCGCUUACAACAUGUGAAAAUACAAAACCACGCUGAUGCUGAAGCACCAAAAUCUAGGACAUUCUGAAUGGGAUCUACAUUAGUUCACUGCCGUGUUUUUAAGCUUUUGAACACCUUAGGAAAAAAGGAGGUGCCAGUCUUCAUGGAACAUCUCUCUCUCAGCAUUGGCUUUCAUCAAUCCAUUACAGCUCCUCCAUUGGACUGAGAAAUUACUGGAAUUCUUGAAGGAAAUUUGUUAAACUGUCAAGGAACAUUUUUUUUUAACAAUACUUAUGAAUGUAAGUAUCUUAAUGCACUGCAUAAUGGGACAUAAAAACGGGGGUGGGGAGAAAACACCAGCUGAAGACAACUCUUGGGAGCAGUGAGGAAGGUUGUGGCUAGCCAUCCUCCAGGUUUUCUUCCCCAUUCUGGUUGGAUGUGUGGUAACUACAUUGGCACAUAACUUUCACAAUUUUUCUUAUCUCCACCUUGUCCUCUACUGUAUUGCAUGGUUUUUGUACAUGUCUGAGGUUAAAAAUGCAGAGCCAUCUUUUAUUUUUAAUCAGUGACUUGACACAGUCAGAACGAACCAACUCACUCCAAUCCUGGAUUCUGCGUUUAAAACUAUACUAUUGUUCAGCCUUUUAGUACCAAGCAAAACUGAAUACUGCUUCUUUAACAAGGUUACUCAUGGUGCCAUUCUGGAUUCUGUAGGUUUAUAAACUCUAUUGUAGAAAGAUAAAUUAGUAUCUGGUUUUAAACUACUUGAUAUACAGGAGGCUUACUUGCUUUCUUGUUUUCAUAAUUUCAUAUUAGCUAAACAGUAACUUUGCUUGUUUUCAUAGUGCUAAGCUGUUAAUUACUGCCCUGCAUAAUGCCAACUUUUGACCAAUUCUUUUCAUUCCAAAGCCAAAAGAAUCAGAAUCAUUAGUGUAAAUGCCUGAAAGCAUGAUCUCCCAGUACAGUAUUCACCAAGUAUCUGAAUUAAAAUACUGAACUGGACUAAAAGUUCUGAGAUAAUGAUUUCUCACUGUGGAACACAUCUGAUAUUAGAGAGCUGGAUCUGCCAGGGUGUAAAUUUUCAUCUUUUUGUUGCACGUAGACAAACUUUGUGUUCAAACUAAAAUAUCCAGUUGAUUGAGUCCAGCUUGAUCAAUUAACCUCUUGACAUUUCCUCCAGAUCUACUAUUACAGUGAACCUAAUUCUGAAAGCGAAUGUAAACUCAUUCAGCUGCUUCCAAUGUCUGAAGAGAGGCACAACUUUAGCAAAUAAUUAUUUUUAUAUAGCUAAUAAAGACUAUGUGGCUAUGUGAUUUUUUAAAAUAAUGCAUGAGUUUGGUGAAACAGACAGGUUUUUCUGCAAAGCAAGGUGCCUGGAUCAGUGCCUAAGAAAUCUGGAUGUCAGUUCCCCAACAAGGACACCAAAUGACUCUUCUUGGUUAACAAUCUAGAACAUCUUCUCAAAAAAGGCUGUCACAUACAGUAGUUCUCUUUUCCCUCAUGGUGUUUGACUGUGGUGUAGUGUACAGAUAUAUACCUUGGAACUGUAAUUUGACUCUGUUGUAAUUAUGUACAGAAUUGUGUAACUUAUUGUUUGAAUUAAAAUGCGGCAGUCUUAGCAAUGGACUAAUGGACAUCCUUGUAGUAAAACAGCAGGCAAGAGGAAAGAGCUACUUAACCCCAAUUUUAAUGUUGUAGUUUUUUAGCAAAUAAAACAUUGUAAGAUUUUUGUAUUGAUAAAUUGGUGACAGUGAGAUAAGUUGCCUUGUAAAGUAAGAUUUAAAAAAGCACAUUAAACAUUUGAAAAUGA